UUUCACGUUUUUAAAAAGUCGCACACGUGCAUUUCAAAACCGCCUUUCUGCCCUUUAUUUACUUUGGAAAUUCGGGAUAUUUAGACAGAGGGCCAAGAACGCACUAGCUCCAGGAUGGUGAAGAAGAAAAUAGACAACCGGAUCCGGGUGAUGAUCGAGAACGGCGUGAAGCUGGGCCACCGCACCAUGUUCAUUGUGAUUGGCGACAAGGCGCGCGACCAAGUGCCGAUCCUGUACGACAUCCUGACCAAGUCCACGGUAAAGGCCCGGCCCACAGUGCUGUGGUGCUACAAGAACAAGGACGAGGCCAUAUCCAACCACGGCAAGAAGCGUGCCAAAAAAAUAGCCGUGGGCAAGGUGGACGUUAACGAGGCGGAUCUGUUCGAUUCAUUCCGUGUGGCCACCACCAUCCAUGGCAGAUACUACUCGGAAACGCAUGCCAUACUGGGACGAACAUACGGCGUCUGUGUGCUGCAAGACUUUGAGGCACUCACGCCCAACCUCUUGGCCCGCACCGUGGAAACGGUGGAGGGUGGCGGCCUGAUCAUCCUGCUGCUUAAGACCAUGCAGUCCCUGAAGCAGCUCUACACGAUGAGCAUGGAUGUGCACAAGCGUUACCGCACAGAGGCUCACCAAACGGUCACCUGUCGGUUCAAUGAGCGCCUGAUUUUGUCCCUGGCGGAUUGCCAGCGCUGUCUGGUGGUCAACGAUGACCUCACCGUGCUGCCUUUGAGCUCCAAGACCAUUAAUGUGGUGCCUGUGAAUCCCGAUGGUGCUGGCCGCUCGCCCAACGAGUCCAGCUUGAGGGAGCUCAAGGAGAGCCUGCUGAACGUCCAGCCAGCUGGGGCCUUGGUUAAUCUCUGCAAGACCUACGAUCAGGCCAAUGCCGUGGCCCAGUUCAUUGAGGCCUUGGUGGAUAAGCAACUGAAGCCGCCCAUGUCCUUGACGGCUGCUCGUGGUCGUGGCAAAUCGGCUGCCCUGGGCCUGUCCAUAGCCGCCGCUGUGGCCUUUGGCUAUGUGAAUGUCUAUGUGACAUCACCGCAUCCGGAGAACUUGAUCACCCUCUUUGAGUUUGUCCUCAAGGGCUUCGAUGCGCUGGAGUAUCAGGAGCAUGCAGACUACACAAUUAUACGCUCCACGAAUGCCGAGUACAAGAAGGCCAUUAUAAGGAUCAAUAUAACGAGGAGCAGCCGCCAGACUAUACAGUAUAUAGCGCCCAGCGAUACCCAUCUCCUGAAUGCAGCCGAUCUGCUGCUAAUCGACGAGGCGGCUGCCAUUCCCCUGCCGCUGGUCAAGAAGAUGAUUGGUCCGUAUUUGGUAUUCAUGGCGAGCACUAUCAAUGGCUACGAAGGCACGGGCAGAUCCCUCAGCCUGAAGCUCAUCUCCCAGCUGCAAAAGGAUAAUAAUGCCCGGCCACCGCUCAAGCUGGAGGAAUCGAUACGUUAUCAGGAGAACGACGACAUCGAGAAGUGGCUGAUCAAUUUGCUCUGCCUGGAUGCCAGCACGGUGCCGGGUAUUAGCUCGGGUUGCCCCACGCCCGAUGCCUGUGAGCUGUACUAUGUGGACAGGGACGCAUUGUUUUCGUAUCACAAGGCAGCCGAGGCCUUCCUGCAUCGCCUCGUCUCCAUCUAUGUGUCGUCGCACUACAAAAACACCCCAAAUGACCUGCAGAUGAUGAGCGAUGCCCCGGCACAUCAUUUGUUCUGCCUGCUGGGACCUGUUCAGCGAAUGGAUGCCUUACCCGAGAUCCUAGUGGUUAUCCAAGUGGCCCUGGAGGGUCAGAUUUCGGCCCAAAGCAUCAGUGAAUCCCUGGGCAGGGGCAAGAAGGCAGCUGGAGAUUUGAUACCCUGGAAUAUAGCAGAGCAGUAUGGAGAUCGGGAUUUCCCAAAGCUCGGUGGCGUAAGGAUUGUGCGAGUGGCAACGCAUCCCAACUACCAGAGAAUGGGCUACGGCAAGCGGGCCAUUCAGCUGCUCAAGGAUUACUAUGGUCAUAAGUUUACCAAUAUCGAUGAUGUGAGUGCCAAAAAGGAUGACACUGCCGGUGGCAUUGAGGAGGUGGAGGAGGAGCAGCUUAGCCUGCUCAAGGAGCAGAUCCGACCCAGGAGUCGCAUUCCCACGCUACUGCAGCGCCUGCAUGAACGCACUCCUGAAGCUGUGGACUAUAUUGGCACCUCCUAUGGCCUCACCUCCGAGCUGUUGAAAUUCUGGAAAGGCGCCGGCUUUGUGCCCGUGUAUCUUAGCCAAAAAUCCAAUGAACUGACCGCCGAGCACAGCUGCAUCAUGCUGCACACCAUCAGCGAGGGCUCGUGGCUGCCCCUCUAUUACCGGGACUUCAAGCGGCGAGUGCUCAAGCUCAUGGGCAAGACGUUCCGGGAGUUUGAGACGAAACUCUGCCUGGCCCUGCUCAAGAACAAGGUCGGGGAACAGUCCAGCCAGCUCCAGAUUGUGGAGCGCCUGGACAAGCCCAUGCUGGAUGUCUAUUUCCUGCCGCACGAUCUGCAGCGCCUGGAGAGCUAUGCCCGCCAGCAGUCCGAAUUCCGGCUGAUUCUCGACCUGCUCACGGACAUUGCUCAGCUGUAUUUCCAGGGAAGGAUCGAGGGACUGCAGCUGGAUCUGGUGCAGCAGGGCAUCCUUUUGGCUGUGGGCGUUCAGGGUAAAUCGGUGGAUACCCUUGGCCAGGAGCUCAAUAUGCCGGGCAAUCAGCUUUUGGCCAAGUUCUUUGAUGCCAUGAAGCGAUGCAAUAAGUGCUUUAGAUCCAUCCUAGAGGAGCACAUCGAGGGCGGCAUGCUAAACGAGGCCGAUCUGUCCACGGGCGAGGAACUGCAGCCGCUGAGCUUGUCCCUCGACAAGGAACUGGAUCAAACGGCCCAGAAGCUGAGCAAGCAGCAGCGCAAAGAGCUGAAGCGACUGAAGGCCGAGCAGCUGGACGAGUUCCAGAUCAAGGGCAGCGAGGAGGACUGGUCCAAGGCCCUGCAGACCAAUGGAUCGGCAUCGGCGGGCGGUGGCAGCGGGCUGCUCUCCGUCAAGAGUGGCGUCAAGCGCUUGGAUGGAUUCAUAGACCUGCCAGAUGACCGGGAACUGACUGCUCCCUUGGCCAAAAAGAAAAAGAAAAACAAUCCCAAGCUAAAACGCAAUCAGGGCAAGUCCCUGAUCUAGAUACAUUUUUUCUUU
Messenger RNA from Drosophila kikkawai, 3171 nucleotides. Its product is annotated as RNA cytidine acetyltransferase l(1)G0020. The record is from RefSeq and is a predicted model, not a curated record. Lineage: Eukaryota; Metazoa; Arthropoda; Insecta; Diptera; Drosophilidae. Gene Ontology annotation, biological process: rRNA acetylation involved in maturation of SSU-rRNA. Gene Ontology annotation, cellular component: nucleolus; 90S preribosome. Gene Ontology annotation, molecular function: tRNA binding; 18S rRNA cytidine N-acetyltransferase activity; ATP binding.